Oryzias melastigma (Indian medaka) is the source of this 787-nucleotide messenger RNA. RefSeq lists its product as uncharacterized. NCBI's taxonomy places the organism in Eukaryota, Metazoa, Chordata, Actinopteri, Beloniformes, Adrianichthyidae. Gene Ontology annotation, biological process: regulation of heme biosynthetic process. The coding region runs from base 164 to 466 and encodes 100 amino acids. The record is from RefSeq and is a predicted model, not a curated record. The transcript has 5 exons. Gene Ontology annotation, cellular component: mitochondrial membrane.
AGUUCUUAAACACAACACGAGCUGAACUGCGCACGCGUGAAAGUGGUCUAGCAGGAAAAAGGAAGUGAAACGACGCACAGACGCACAGAAGUGUUCCUCCGCUGUCAUCUUGGUUAGUCCUGGUUGCUGGAUCUUGAUUCGUAUUUCAAAAACUGUUUGGACAAUGGACUGGAUUGGAUUUGGAUAUGCUGCUGCCAUCAUUUUGGGGGGUUACAUGGGAUAUAAGAGAAAAGGCAGUGUAAUGUCCAUGAUGGCAGGCUUAGUUUUUGGUGCGUUUUCUGCAUAUGGUGCCUAUAAUAUCUCCUAUAACCCGAAGGAUAUUCAGGUGUCAUUGCUUUCUUCUGGAGCCCUUGCAGUAAUUAUGGGAAUGAGAUACAAGAAAUCUGGGAAAUUAAUGCCGGCUGGUGUAGUGUUAGGGCUAAGUUUGUUAAUGGUAGUCCGUCUGCUGCUCCUGAUCAUGGGGUAAAACCACGGACCAUCUGACACGGCUCAAAGCUCACGUAUUCUCAACGACCAAACCCUUCUUCCAUGGGAAACCUGAUUUUCCUGUCUGCAGUUUUCUACUCUGAAGAUGGAUUUGUCCUUGUUUGUAUGGCUGGAUUAUGAGAUUGUACAGCUUGUCAAAUUAGAUAAAUGACUGUGGAUCAAAGCAUUAAUAUUAUGAAGAAACAUCCUGUAUUUUCUUUGAUUUUUAGCACUACAACUAAUAAGCUGACUUUUUUUUUUAAACGAGUUUAAAGGAGCAAUUUUUGUAAUAACAAAAUAAAUGUGAUUUUUUUUAAAGACA